Messenger RNA from Saimiri boliviensis boliviensis (Bolivian squirrel monkey), 3494 nucleotides. It is a transcript of the gene ZFP41, whose product is annotated as ZFP41 zinc finger protein. Gene Ontology annotation, molecular function: RNA polymerase II cis-regulatory region sequence-specific DNA binding; DNA-binding transcription activator activity, RNA polymerase II-specific. Gene Ontology annotation, biological process: regulation of transcription by RNA polymerase II. Lineage: Eukaryota; Metazoa; Chordata; Mammalia; Primates; Cebidae. Gene Ontology annotation, cellular component: nucleus. The record is from RefSeq and is a predicted model, not a curated record.
CGCUUAAACCCAGGAUCUUGAACCUUCAGUGAGUUGCAGUCAUGCUUCUGCACUCUAGCCAAGGCAACAGAAAGAACCUGUCUCAAGAAAAAAAAUGAAUGCCGCCGUGGGGUAGGGCGAUGGUGAGAAUGAUAGGCUUCCUGGUGGAUGAGAGGAAGGGUCAGUCCCAGGGGCUCCCGGCAUGCUCAGCAGGAGCGGUUUGAAGUUGAAACGCCGUCUGCUCUCCCUGGAGCUGCAGAGGAAGCAGUUUUCCACAGUCUCAGAGAUUUCUUUCACCAGCAGCUUCCAGCCUGGCGGUUUUCAAGGCUUUCCACUGGGAUUCUGUUGCCACUGAGUGGCAAGGGCAGGUCAAGGGAGCCCAGAAACAGCACAGAGCAGGGCUCCACAGUGGAGGGAGGGCCUCCGACUGAGGCUUCCACGUCGCACCUUUCCUGUCGCCUCCGGCCUCUGGGGUUGAUUGAUUCUCGUUGGGCUCAUGGCAAGAUUGGGCUGCAAUUAGAUGGCAUCGCGGACAGGAAUCUCUCUCUUCCCCCGAGCGCUAACGAGAGACAUUUCCAUGGGGUAACCUUCAAACAAUGCAAGCCAAGUCCCAGCCAACAGUCCCCGGGGCUGCAGCCUGCAUCCGAGUGAGAACAGGCCUGGGCAUCCCAGCGCUGCCUCGAGUGUGACCUGGGGAAGGGAUGUCGAAGAUGAGAUUAAUGAUACGGAGAUUUGUGAAGAGCUUAGAGCAGGGGACAUGCUCAGCAAGAGGAUGGUGGCCCUUGGCCUCCUGCAGAGCGGAGGCCCCACGCUGCAAGCAUUUAGAGGUGCUUGGGAAGCAAACCAUUCUUGAGGAAGUGGCGCCGGCAGAGAGAAGCCAGCAGCCCCCUAGCCCUCAACGCUUCCAAGGAACAGAGAACGAUGGAGAAGCCUGCAGGCAGAAGAAAGAGGACGCUGACCCUGAGGGAGGAAGCAGACGGGCAGAAGAACGUCCUCAGAGAGGAGAAAGUGUCCAGGGAUAGGAAGCCACCUGAGAGAUCCACUGUGCCCAGGAAGGCCCGAGCAGAGCCCCGCCUGAGUCCUGAAGAUGAAGAGCACAUCUUUGAUGCCUUCGACGCUUCAUUUAAAGAUGACUUUGAGGGGGUUCCCGUCUUCAUUCCUUUUCAGAGGAAGAAACCCUAUGAGUGCGGUGAAUGCGGGCGGAUCUUUAAGCACAAGACAGACCACAUUCGCCAUCAGAGGGUCCACACCGGAGAGAAGCCCUUCACCUGUGCGCAGUGCGGGAAGGCCUUCCGACACAGCUCUGACGUCACCAAACACCGGAGGACUCAUACGGGGGAGAAGCCCUUCAGAUGCGGGGAGUGCGGGAAAGCCUUUAACUGCGGCUCCAAUCUCCUGAAACAUCAGAAGACGCACACCGGGGAGAAGCCAUAUGAGUGCAUGGACUGUGGGAAAGCCUUUGCCUACAGCUCCUGUCUCAUCCGCCAUCGGAAACGCCACCCUCGGAAGAAUCCCUGAGCUGGGGCAGCCGUCUGCAGACUCAGACGCCUGCUCUGUGGCUCCCUGGUGUUGGGCGUCCGGUGGAGGUUCUGGGCCACGUGCGCUGUGUUCUGUGCCCUGGGGGACCCCCGGAAAAUCAGCCUGGUCAGAGGUGAGAAUGCCUGAGUGAGAGACCUUCCCACUGCAGAGAAUCUCUAGAUCAAGAUGCUGCAGUCAUGUGGAAGCCACCAGAGGCUCCUUGCAACCACAGACCAUUGUCCAAGUUCCUCGAUGGCUCCCAGGGCUUAGCACCAGAGACCAGGUGUCUUCACUGCCAUCCACGGGACGAGCUUGGGUCACCUCACAGCGCCCAGCAGGAGAGGCUCCUUGGUUUGCUGGGCGCCCACCACUUCCCAUUGCUGCCUGCCUGUAACAUCCACUCUGCUCAAGCCUUUCAUCUGCCCCUGAAGGCCCUGGUCUGUGGUCUCCCCACCUGCUGGGGCCCCAAGCUCUGCAGCAAGCCCCAGGACCACUUCUCCCUGCCUGGUCAGCUUCAGAGCCCGGGCAGCUCCUCCCUGCCUGGUCAGCUUCAGAGCCCGGGGCCACUCCACCUUGCCUGGUCAGCUUCAGUGCCCGGGGCCAUUCCUCCCUGCCUGGUCACCUUCAGUGCCCGGGGCCGCUCCUCCCUACCCAGUCAAGCUUCAGAGCCCGGGGCCGCUCCACCUUGCCUGGUCACCUUCAGUGCCCGGCGCCGCUCCUCCCUACCCAGUCAGCUUCAGAGCCCGGGGCCGCUCCUCCCUGCCUGGUCAGCUUCAGUGCCCGGGGCCGCUCCUCCCUGCCUGGCCAGCUUCAGAGCCUGGAGCCUCUCAUCCCUGCCUAGACUUUGUGCCCAAACUGUGCUUGGUUCUCUGGCUUCUCUCCUCUGACUGGAGUACGAGUCCCUGAGCUCAGACCCCCGUCCCUGGAACUGGGCCACACAACGUGCCCUCUUGGGCCAGCCUUCAUCCCAGACAGGCUUCCUGACUUACCUGGAUGGACUUCCUGGGACAAAGGCUCCUCAGGACCUUGGACACCGCCACCUGCUGAGCUUCCUGCCCCAGCCACCUGGUGGGGCCACCAGAUGCCCUCGGCAGCUCAGUCCAGCCUGCAUCUGCCGCUCGGCCUUCUGAUGUCGGCAGUGUUUCCCAGCCCCACGGACCAGCCCGUCAUUCAGGGCCAACAGGAUGGACCCCAGAUGCGGAAUGACACCUCACCAAGUGCCGGCCCCAGGUCCUGCCCACAGAGAAGCCUGCAGCAGCGCACAGCUGGGCGGGCCAUCUCCACCUCUGUAGCCGCGGGCAGGCUGGUAGAGCAGAUUAGCCCCAAAGCAGGAAAUUCCAGAUGAAAUAUACAUGAGAAGCAACCUCAAAACUAACAAAAAUUGCCUGCUCCUCAGUUCAGAGGAGGAGCAGAGAUGAAGAAAAAGAGGAGAAAAGCGCUCGGAAGAGAGAAAAGGAAGCUCCUUCUGUGCAGCGGGCUCCUGGCCCGGGAAGGGCAGUCUGCCGCAGAGUGCGUGCAGGGAGGCGCCCUCUGAAACGGCGGGAAAUCGCUGCAGGGCUUUCACUUGGCUCCCAGACUUCCUCAGAGGUCCAGAUCACCACAGCGGCCAACUUGGCAGCAGUGACCUCGGCACUCGGUGUCCUCAGGCUGCUGCAAAGCCAUCCUACUUGGGCAGUGGGGGUGUGGGGCAGGGGCUCCUGACUCCAGUGAGGCCACCCUGGAGGGGAGUCUCAGGAAUCAACCUGAUGAAUCGGAACCUUCCUGGCAUCUCAGAAGUAUACUGGGGAGACUGAGAAUCCUUGAGCCAAGUGUUCAUGUUCUCAAUGAACAUUAAACCCACAGCCCACAAGCUUCUCAGGAGCAUGGUGCAUGCACCUAGCCCCAGGGUCUGCCUGGGCAGCACUUCCUGGGCCGCCCUGACCAGCAGACACCACCCACCCAGCCUCGCUCAGCCGCCCUGACCAGCGGGCACCACCCACCCAGCCUCGCUCGGCAGU